AUGUCAGAUUACAAGGCUGCUAUUCAAGAAGAGUACGAAGUGCUUGAAAGUAUCUUCCCGGACGAGCUCAAGAAAAUAUCCGAAGACAAACUCCAAAUUGAUGUCAUACCAGAGGAAGGACAAAUUGAUUCUGACCUAAAGGUUAUCCUGGGUAUUGACUACACCACCAAUUAUCCAGAUGAAGUACCUAAUCUCUCUUUGGAGCCCGAGGAAGGGGAACUUGACGAAGAGGAGCUAGAAAGUUUGAUCAAUGGGAUGAAGGCAGUUGGCGAAGAAAAUCUGGGGAUGGCUAUGGUAUUCACUUUAGUCACGCAUUUACGCGAAGCGCUUGUAGAAGUUAUCCAAAAGCGAACCGAGAAAGAAAAGCAGCUAGAGUCGGAGAAGGAGCGGCAAUUGAUGGAGGCAGAGGCCGCUCGGACAAGAGGGACAGCAGUCACCGUGGUGUCAUUUAGCGAAUGGAGAACUAAAUUCAUGGCCGAGAUGAAAGAAAAGCAAGAUCGUGAGGAUGACGAGAAAUUAAAAGGGCUGACUCCAAAAGAGCGCGAUGAAUGGAAGAAAUCCAAGUCCAAACCAACCGGCCGCCAGCUCUUCGAGAAAAACAGAGAUCUUGCUACUUCGGAUGCAAAUUACAUCGAGGAAGGAGUCACGUCAGUUGAUAUCACACAAUACGAUCGGACGGCCGCCCGAGAUGAGGAAGAGGAUGACACUGGUCUGCACUUUAGUGAUAGUGACUAG
This is a messenger RNA of Rhizoctonia solani, 735 nucleotides long. RefSeq names its product WD40 repeat protein. The transcript is spliced from 8 exons. NCBI's taxonomy places the organism in Eukaryota, Fungi, Basidiomycota, Agaricomycetes, Cantharellales, Ceratobasidiaceae. Gene Ontology annotation, molecular function: protein binding. Gene Ontology annotation, biological process: cytoplasmic translation. The record is from RefSeq and is a predicted model, not a curated record. Bases 1 to 735 code for a protein of 244 amino acids.